AUGGAGUCCAACAACCCCGCCAGCGCUAAUGCGUCGGCGUCACCAGGCUCGUACGUCGCCAACGUGAUGUCAGACAUCGAGAACCUGAACCGUUUCGCCGGGGCAUCUCUGGUUAACGACCGCAAAACAAUGAUCGAGUGUUUCAACGGUUUUUCGUGGCGUGAUGCGCGUGUGAUGUCGCACAUGGAACGUUACUGUGCCGCUGACCAUGCCGAGAGGCAGCUGAUCGAUGACGUCUACCGCGUGCUGUGCCCGUCGUUUGACCGCGUACAGGGCCCGUCGUUCGCUGCUAUGAGUUUGUGGCUGAAGGCGCGUCUGCAUUUGCAACAUCAGACGACCCCGUUCAGUCCGGUGCGGCAUUAG
Babesia ovata is the source of this 363-nucleotide messenger RNA. RefSeq lists its product as uncharacterized. The record is from RefSeq and is a predicted model, not a curated record. The transcript has a single exon. NCBI's taxonomy places the organism in Eukaryota, Apicomplexa, Aconoidasida, Piroplasmida, Babesiidae. Bases 1 to 363 code for a protein of 120 amino acids.